UGUUCCCUCUAUUAGUUUUAAUCCAAGGUUUGCUUUCUAACAGAAUUUUUUUCAUUAAAUUAUUUUUGCGCGUCAACGUUUCUUGUAGGUGUUCUUAGGCUCAACUUUUGAAAAAUUUGGUUCUGCAUGAUGUCUGAGCAAACAGAGGAUGUCGAUGCCAUGCAUAUUAUUAAAACAUUCCCAUUGGUCAUCAUAAGCGCUGUUUUGAUAUUCUGUGCAUUUUAUGCUGUUCAUAAGGUUUUAUUUCAAGUGCAUGUCAAUGUGGAGAAAGCAAUUAAGAAACAAUAGAAUGCUGUAACCAAGGGAACUGUAUAUAGCAAUCAAAUACAAUUAACCUCAAGAGCAAAUACGGAUAGAAAAUAUUUACACCAUGAACAAAAAGUAAACCAAAGAUUGAAAAAAUAUUUAAAAGAAUUAGGCAAUACAGACUUAAAGAUGACUAAAGGCCGUCAAUUUGAGCUUACGCUUAGUGAAAUAGACCUAGAGUCAUAUAUUCCUGAAGCACAGCCUUACAUUCUUCAAGCACUAGAGGACCCAAAGAGCGUUGGAAGAGUUAUUCUUAUCGAGGUUGCUAACACUAUUGUCAACAGAGCCUGGGAAGACAAAGGAUACAAUGGAACAGCUGCAAAAAUAUGUAGUCAGAUUUGUGAGAAAGAAUUCCAAGCUGAGAAACAUGAUGUCAUCCCCACAUAUGCUUUCCGUAAUGGCCUAAUCCACCAGUUAACUCUACUUUAUGAUGACAGAGAGGAGAUGCGGGCAACCAACAUUGACUAUUGGGUUUCAUUUGUGCAAUUCCAAGCUGGCUUAUUUGACUUGGUUAAAGAUUCAACUGGGUCUGGAUUAACAACGAUAACAAAUAUUUUAUACGACUGCUUAGAAGACCUAGCUAAACCACCCUGUAUACACAACUCUAAAGAGGCUGUUGCAUUAUGGACUAUUCUAACCUCCAUUGGAUACAACCUUUCCAAAGACUCUCCACAGAGAAUGCAAAAACUGAUGGUGAUUCUACGAGAAUCAUUUCUCAGUCAAAAAACUAACACAAAAACUCGAGAUAUUUUGUUAAAUAUCAUUGAACUUAAUGCAGGUGGUUGGAAAAUGUCAUCUGCUUUGGAGUCAUACUAUUUCAACAUCAUCGCGCUAUAGACUUGUUAAAAGAAGGCAUUUGCAAUUGGAUAAACUGGUGAAGUCCAUUGAAAAACACUUGAUGGCCGUUUUUUAAACUCAAAAUAAAAAGAGUGUCAUUUACAAGGAGUAUGGAUUCAGACAAUUAGUACACACUUUAAAAGUUCUUUAAAUUUUUAGUGCAUUAAUGCUUUAGAGAGCAUGUAAUCGACAACAUUUUGUUUAUUAUUAGAAUGAUCGAUUGGUCAUACAACUUCAGUUACUAUGUUACUCAAAUAAUGGGAACAUGAUGAGAUUCAUGUUUCAAUCUGCUUGUUUCGCAUUGGAUUCUCAGCUGUUAAAUGGCUGAUGAUUCUCCUAAAUUGGCUACCAUUGGUCUUGAUACUUAUAAUUUACAAAAUUGGUCCUGGCUCAUAUUCUGGACUCGUUUUUUACCAUGUAUUACUGCUGAACUCGAACUGCUGAAUAGUUCAAUUUUUCUACUUUUUUGUGUUGAAGCAAAAUAAAAUCAUUUUUAAAAUAUGUCUGUGUAAUGUAUGUAGUCCUUUUUUUUAUUUUAUGAUAUUAGAUGAAUAUAAUUCAACUAAUUUAGUUAAAUUUAAAGUUAAAAAAAAGAUUAAUAAGAAUUUCCUAAAUGAGUAAGUUACUGUAAACUGACUGUCGAGUCAGUUCCAUUGAAGCAUCUUUGGCUUGCUUUUUGUUUUUAUACAUAUAUUGUAGUAUUGUUUAUUGGAGCAAUUGUUUAUUUGUAUAUUGUUAUAAAUUGUUCAUUUUUUAUGGUCUCCAACUUUUUUUUUGAAUAAUUAAUCAAUGAUUUCAUCAAUUAAGAGUCAGGGAGGAUUGGCAGCCAUUAUU
Molecule: messenger RNA, 1977 nt
Organism: Owenia fusiformis
Lineage: Eukaryota; Metazoa; Annelida; Polychaeta; Sabellida; Oweniidae
Source: the annotation of a GenBank genome assembly